AUGAAACUGUUCCAGAAUGCUCAGGAAUUCAACUAUCCUUGGGAUCAAGUAACUGCUGCCAAUUGGCGGAAGUAUCCAAACGAAGUUUCGACGCAUGUCGUUGCUGUAGAUGUGCUCAGAAGAGAACUGGAUGUUAGUGGAACGAAGUUGACCAGCGAACGGCUUAUAACGUGCGAACAGUCUAUUCCCAAAUGGCUUUCGAUGUUGAUAGGUUGCUCAAACAGAAGUUUUGUGCGAGAAGUUUCGGUGGUGGAUAUGAAUGCCAAGACACUCACGUUGAAAAGUUGCAAUUUAACUUGUGCACAUUUGCUUAAGGUAUACGAAACGGUAAAAUACCUGCCUCAUGGUUCGGACCCGGAAAAGACGCUUUUUCAGCAAGAGGCGCAGAUAACGGCGUACGCCACGAUCAGCACUCUGUGCAAUCGAAUCGAAGAAUGGUCUGUAAAGAGGUUUGACGAAAAUGCUUCUAAGGGACGCCAGGGGUUCGAUUCUGUAUUGCAGGUGCUGAGCGAAAACUGGGAGCAUCGCGACAAGCUGGUAGACGAAUUGAGCACCAAAGUGGCUGGUACGGUGGACGAAAUUCGCAGCACCACUGACAACAUCAUCAAGAAAACGGAACUCAAAUCGACAUCGUUAAUUUCGCAUUAUUCCAGAGAAAUUAAACGUGCCUUCAAUCAAGGAAACUGA
Messenger RNA from Lachancea lanzarotensis, 687 nucleotides. RefSeq names its product LALA0S03e03114g1_1. The record is from RefSeq and is a predicted model, not a curated record. The coding region runs from base 1 to 687 and encodes 228 amino acids. The transcript has a single exon. NCBI's taxonomy places the organism in Eukaryota, Fungi, Ascomycota, Saccharomycetes, Saccharomycetales, Saccharomycetaceae. Gene Ontology annotation, biological process: phospholipid transport. Gene Ontology annotation, molecular function: phosphatidic acid transfer activity. Gene Ontology annotation, cellular component: mitochondrial intermembrane space.